GUAGAUGGCGUAAUAAAUUGAUUUCAAUACUCGGUGUUUACGAAAAGGCGAAAAGACAGUAUUAUAAAAGUAUACAGAUGUUUAACCUUUGAAUGAAUGGAACGCUGAUUGUUCUUUAUAAUGCAUCUCGUUUCUCACGCGGAAACUUCUGAGAGGUCUGAUGACAUUUUAAUAAAAGAAUUCGAACCACGAUCUCUAUGUAGCAAGAAAGAAUGGUUUAUUUUAUGUAUUUAACCUGAAUCGAGAAACCACAUUUGUAUAUUGUAAUAGUCUGUACUUUAUUCUGUGAAUAAACAAUGUCUCAGACAAUUGAUGGAAGAAGUAUCAAAGUAGAACCUAUCGACUUUUCUGAGGAUUCUGAGAAUGAGGCUUGUAAAAAGUGUGGAAGUCUGUGCGAUCCGUAUAGGAAACCAGCAUUGCGUUGCAACGGAUGCUCAAGAAAGAUACAUGUAGAAUGCUUGAAAAGAGGAAGUGUACCGGUGUCUUUCGUGGGAGAUGUAUUCUUUGAAUUCACUUGCUCUAAUUGCAAUCCGUUUGGCGAGGAAACGGUUGUUCGUAACAGAAUGCCAUGGCUUAAUGUAAUUAUAUUGACUCUGUAUAAUUUACGGGAAAAGUCAAGCGGUAUCAGUAAAAGAGGAUACUUUCAUUGGAAGUCUGAUAUCAGCACUUUUGUAGAUCGUAAUUGGGAUUACUUAUUUAAAAAGACUGUUAAGAGGAAAAAGAAUUGGAUUGGUACUAUAUCUGGAACACUUUCUCAUUAUAGUGGUAUCUUUUUUAAAUCAGGAACAGUAGAAUUAGGGGAAUCUGGUUGGUGGAGAUUGAUAGACAAUGAUCCACCUGAAAUUCUCAUAGCCAAAAAUGAAAAAAUGAUAUUAGAUCGUAAGAAACAAAUUGGUGGCCAAACAAAGGCAUCAAGUAGAAUGUACAGCAGUCCAACUCCCUCAGAAUCUAGUAUUUCUGUUGGAGAAGAUAACACUUGCGGAAAUGAGUUGCCGAAAACUGAAGAAUGUUCUGUAUAUUCACAAUCCCAUGUUCAAUCCAAUAAAACAUUAUUUGAUCUAUUACUCGAGGAGAAUGAAUUAAAUAUGGACAUUGAAGACGAUUCCAUGCUUAAUGAGCAAAGUGACACUCCAUCUUUAUCUGAUUUGAUAAGGGACUGCCAGUAUCAAUCUAAUAAUUUCCACUUCUCACAAUUACUGGAUGAUUUUACAACUGAAUGGGGCUCCACUACAGAUACCACAUCCGAAACUAAUUGUAACAUUAAAGUAGAACAAAUAAAGCAAGAAGUAGAGGAAGAAGAAGACGAGGAAGAGGAAGAAGAAAUAGAAGACGAAGCAGAGAGCACCGAUAGUUUGAAUUCUGUUCAGGAACAGCCACCUGUUUCUUUAUUUCAUGUAAGAAAUCAGCGGCCUUGGCCUUGGCAAAGAAAUCAUGUUAUUGAAGAAAAGAUCCCGCGCAUGACCCAUCAGGAGGAAGCAUAUUUAUUACAACAGGUCAACAAAUCUGCGCUUAAUUCAGCACCUCCAGAGAUCAGGCGAUUUUACAGAAAAUUAGCUGUAAGAAAAUUGAAACGCGAAUACGGUUUGCCUAUACUGGACGUCGAUAAUUUCGGACUACAAACAGAAACAUCUCACAAAUCUUCAAAAGACUCCAACAGAGUAUUGGACCGAUUUUUUGGCGAUGACUUAGGAUUAUUUGAGCAAAGAUUGCAAGGAUACAAUGAGCCUACGUCUGUACAUAGUCCAUACACGAACAGACUCCUGAAACCGUUCAUAAGAAGAGACACUUCCUGCCGACCUUUGUGGGUAAGAGUAAUGGAGGAACUUCGAACAAAAGUAAAUAAAUCGAAUCCUAAGUGGAGGUUGCCGCCAGCAGCACCGAUCGAUUAUUCUUACAUUAGACCUCAACACAUUCCCGCGAUUAACAGUCUGUGCAGCCAAUUUUUUUGGCCUGGCAUCGAUUUGACAGAAUGCUUGCAGUACCCCGAUUUCAGUUGCGUCGUGCUGUACAAGAAAUUAGUUAUAGGAUUCGCGAUUUUAGUUCCCGACGUUGGUUACAACGAAGCGUACAUAUCGUUCUUCCUGACCCGUCCCGAAUGGCGUAGAUCCGGUAUCGGAACAUUCAUGCUUUAUCAUUUGAUCCAAACCUGCAUGGGGAAGGACGUUACGUUACACGUUUCAGCUACUAAUCCCGCGUUGAUUUUGUAUCAGAAAUUCGGUUUCAAAGUGGAGGAGUUCGUUCAGGAUUUCUACGACAAAUACAUGCCUCCGAAUUCACGAGAGUGCAGGCAUGCGUUGUUCUUACGAUUGAGUAGAUGAGCGUAAAUUAAUUCUGCGUAAUAUGUGUCACAUGUUCGUGAAAUAUACGUAACAUUAACUCGACCAACUUCUCUUUUAUGAUAACAUUCCCAUUAAAAUUACAUUCGUACAGUAUCAAUUUAAUUGCAUUAUA
This is a messenger RNA of Nomia melanderi (Alkali bee), 2451 nucleotides long. RefSeq names its product Ada2a-containing complex component 2 (gene Atac2). NCBI's taxonomy places the organism in Eukaryota, Metazoa, Arthropoda, Insecta, Hymenoptera, Halictidae. The record is from RefSeq and is a predicted model, not a curated record. Gene Ontology annotation, molecular function: histone acetyltransferase activity.